Lepisosteus oculatus (spotted gar) is the source of this 8013-nucleotide messenger RNA. The record is from RefSeq and is a predicted model, not a curated record. Lineage: Eukaryota; Metazoa; Chordata; Actinopteri; Semionotiformes; Lepisosteidae.
CACGCUCAAAAGGAGACGCCAGGGACAGGAUUUAGCAGGAAAGGGAAAAGUUCUCUUUAGUGUAGGAAGGGGAUCCCUAUUUAGCAAGUGCUACCGAGCUGGAUGUUUGGAGUUUUAAAUGGAGAGCGAGAGGUUUUCCGUGAAUUUCGAAAAGCUUUGCCCCGGGAUGAAAAAUAUCGUUUUCACUUUUAACAUCUGCAUUAAGUACACAGCCGCGACAGGAAUAACUAUCAGAGGAAGGUGGAUGGAGCUUUGAAAAGGAUGGGCAAACAGCGGAUGGCAGUAUUUUAAUUGUGAUGUGGUGGAUGUUAAGUUUUUUUUUUAAAUCAAAACAAGAAAGGAAAAGAAGAUGGGAAGUUCUGAAAUUCUAUGUCCUGGGCACUCUUGAAGUGUAUUUCAUAUUUAUGUAAUCGAAUAUCGUGGAAUUUUACAGUCGGGAAGAAAGGAUUUUAAAGGGAAGGACGCGAUCGUGUAAAAACCGUGCUGUGCUUUGCAAAUAGUUCUUGCGUAUUGUACUUGAAUCAGUAGGAGGUAAACAUCAGUUCUCUGCAAUUUGAUUUGCGGUAGCGGGAUUUCGGUAUAUUCUGAAGCAGCCUAGUCCAGAAAGUUUCACUGAUGUUUUUUUCCAUUUGAUUUCCAUUUUGAUACAGUCAAAGCUAUUUCAAUGCAACGAAACAAGAGGGACUGACAAGAAGUUGUAAAAUAACUUCGGAAAGCUAACGUCUGUGUUUUAUCGACACAGUUCAAAAACAAUAUUGUCGCUGUGAUAUUUAAUUUGACCCAUUGAUGCUGUACUAUGAUUCCACGGAUCCGACUUUUCCCACUCUGUUUCCAUAUAUUUAUUUCCGAGGGAAAAGGGAAAAGUGAAUCCUCGACUCCGGACCUUCAGGAAUUCUAACGAGCUGAAAAGUGAACUGGGAUAUUUCUCCUGUUUUGUACUUAUCGCAGGCUAUAUUUACCGAUUUGCAUAUCCAGGAAAUAGUAUUUAUCACAGUUGUGGGAUACGUCUUUUUUUUUGUUUGUCACGAUGAUGGCUGGACUGUCUCCCCUGGGCUCUGCGGCUCCGUUGUGGUAUCACCGGGACCUGAGCCGAGCCGCGGCGGAGGAGCUGCUGGCCCGGGCCGGUCGAGAUGGGAGUUUCCUCGUGCGAGACAGCGAGAGUGUCAGCGGCGCGUACGCCCUCUGCGUGCUGUUUCAGAAGCAUGUCCACACUUAUAGAAUACUCCCAGAUGAAGAGGGCUUCCUGGCAGUUCAGACCUCUCAGGGAGUGCAGCCCAAGCGCUUUAAGACCCUGCCUGAGCUGAUCCAGUUGUAUCUGCAGCCCAACCAGGGGCUAGUCAGCACACUGCUGUACCCAGUGGAAAGAGAGGAAAGCCUUGAGGACAGAGACUACUCUGAUGGGGAGGAUGACAAGCCGCCCCUUCCUCCUCGGACCGCCUCCACCAGCAGCCCUGCCUCUUCCAGCUCGGCUGUGGUCCCUGCUGGACAGGACCUUCAGAUCGACAGUGCCUCCAAUGGGCUGAGCACCAUCUCUCAUGAGUACCUGAAAGGCAGCUAUGCUCUGGAUUUGGAGGCUGUGAAGCAGGGAGCCAGUUCUCUUCCCCACCUCAACAAGACUCUGGUUGCCUCCUGCAAGCGCCUCCAUGGGGAGGUGGAUAAAGUCUUAGCUGGGCUUGAGAUUUUGUCCAAAGUGUUUGACCAGCAAAGUGCACUCAUGGUAUCUCGGAUGAUACAACAGUCAGGAAGUCAAGGAGGAGACCAGGACUUGGACAGCUUGGUGACCAAGCUGUCCAUCCUCAAGGACCUUCUGUCUUCCAUUGAGAAGAAGGUGAGAACCCCUCCAGACUGCUUUAAACCACAAGACACUCCUAAUGUGAAGCUGGAUGUCAAUCUGGCAGACCUCACCAAGAUCGGCAAAUCCCAGAAGCACACGCUGAGCGUGGAUGUGGAGGGAGGCAAGCUGGUGGUCAUGAAGAAGGUGAAGGACUCUCAGGAGGACUGGAACACCUUCACUCACGAUAAGAUUCGGCAGCUGAUCAAAUCCCAGCGGGUACAGAAUAAGCUGGGCAUCGUGUUUGAGAAGGAGAAGGACAAGAGCCAAAGGAAGGACUUCAUCUUCGCCAGUGCCAAGAAAAGGGAAGCCUUUUGCCAGCUUCUACAACUCAUGAAGAAUAAACAUUCCAAUCAAGAUGAGCCAGACAUGAUAUCCAUUUUCAUUGGGACAUGGAAUAUGGGCAGUGUACCUCCUCCCAAGAGCAUGAGCUCCUGGAUUCUGUCACGGGGCCUGGGGAAGACGCUGGAUGAGAUGACGGUCACCAUCCCUCACGACAUCUAUGUCUUCGGCACUCAGGAGAACUCCGUCUGCGACAAGGAGUGGGUGGAGACCCUGCGUGGGGUGCUCAAGGAGUGCACGGAGAUGGACUUCAAACCAAUUGCUAUUCAGACACUAUGGAAUAUAAAGAUUGCUGUCCUUGUGAAACCAGAACAUGAGAACCGGAUCAGCCAUGUGGGCAUGUCCAGCGUUAAGACUGGGAUUGCCAACACGCUGGGUAACAAAGGUGCUGUCGGUGUUUCCUUCAUGUUCAAUGGAACAUCCUUUGGAUUUGUCAAUUGCCACCUGACCUCGGGCAAUGAAAAGGUUGCCAGACGAAACCAGAAUUACCUUGACAUCCUCCGGCUCCUGUCCUUGGGAGACAAACAGCUCAGCUCCUUUGAUAUUUCACUGAAAUUCACUCAUCUCUUCUGGUUUGGGGACCUCAAUUACAGACUGGACAUGGACAUACAGGAAAUCUUGAAUUACAUCAACAGGAAGGAGUUUGAUCCCUUGCUAAAAGUAGAUCAGCUGAACCUGGAGAGAGAGAAGAACAAAGUGUUCCUGCGAUUUGCUGAAGAUGAGAUAUCAUAUCCCCCUACCUACCGCUAUGAGAGGGGCUCCCGGGACACCUAUGUGUGGCAGAAACAGAAAGCAACAGGGAUGCGGACAAAUGUUCCUUCCUGGUGCGACCGAAUUCUGUGGAAGUCCUACCCUGAAACUCAUAUCGUGUGCAACUCCUAUGGUUGUACAGAUGAGAUCGUAACGAGUGAUCAUUCUCCAGUGUUUGCCACAUUUGAGGUGGGCGUGACCUCUCAGUUUGUCUCUAAGAAAGGGCUGCCCAAAUCGUCAGAGCAGGCCUAUAUUGAGUUUGAGAACAUUGAAGCCAUCGUGAAGACCGCUAGCCGCACCAAGUUCUUCAUUGAAUUCUACUCCACCUGCCUGGAGGAGUUUAAGAAGAGCUACGAGAACGACACUCAAAGCAGCGACAACGUGAACUUCCUGCGAGUGGGCUGGUCGUCGAAGCAGCUGACGACGCUGAAGCCAAUCCUUUCGGAAAUUGAAUACCUGCAGGACCAGCAUCUGCUGCUAACUGUCAAAUCGCUUGAUGGAUACGAAUCUUAUGGGGAGUGUGUGAUCGCUCUGAAGUCUAUGAUCGGCAGCACGGCGCAGCAGUUCCACACCUACCUCUCUCACCGGGGGGAGGAGACGGGCAACAUCCGUGGCUCGAUGAGGGUGCGCGUGCCAUCGGAGAGGGUGGGCACCAGAGAGCGACUGUACGAGUGGAUCAGUGUUGAUAAAGACGAAACAGGAGGUCUGAAGGGCAAGCAGUCCAGUUCCCGGGGAAGUCAUGAUUAUGUGAAACAGUCAGUGCGCAAACACCAGCCGAACGAGCCGCUGGGGAAGGUGAAUGAGGAGAAUGAGAGGAACCCCUCUCACGCAGCAGGACGUCCCAGUUUCCCCCUACCCUCCACCCCCAAAGAGGAGGCCACACAGACGAGGACAAAGCAGGACUCUGUUGAAGCAGACCCUUCCAACAGUAGGAACAGCUAUAAUAACCCUGCUUACUACAUCCUGGAAGGUGUGCCCAAUCAAUCAGCUGCUCUAUCGCCGGAGCUGACACCUGGCUCUGCCCUUCCACCCACCGGCUCCAAAGGAGCCACCUCAGGCAAGGUUAAGCCCCCCUGUGGUGGAUCAAUCCAGCCGCGCAGGCAGACAUCUGGACGACCCCCCCGCCCUGUAAGUGAAGAGGGGUCCUCGGAGGAAGAUGGGACUCACGGGGCACUCGGUGGCACGCUGAAUCGGCCUCCACCAGACUUCCCACCCCCACCUCUCCCGAAAGGCGCCGUGGAAAUGACGGAGAAUCCUUUCUACGCAUCAAGCAAGGACAUCAAGACGAGAAACCUCUAUCCAGACUUGGCGGACAUUAAGAUUCCAGCUCACACUAAGCCUUUGCACUCCCCCGGGUACCCCCCUGCAGUCCCCAGUGGCUCAGUGAGUACUUUCGGCCUGGACCCCUCUCCCUCCCUGGCCAGCGCCCCAUUCAGAAGAGGAGGGGGGGCUAGUGGCUUGGACGACCAGUCCUGCUCUGUCCUCCAGAUGGCCAAGACUCUGAGCGAGGUGGAGUACCAGCCUGGUCGAGAUCGCAACCCUCCUGUCCCACACAAGGCCGUGGGUCCUCCUCUCCGGGGUAUGGGGCUGCCGGACUCCUGCCGAACCUUCCCGCCCCGAUCUAUCCAUGAGAGCAUCGCCGAGGACCUUCCUGAGGAGGGUUGCUGGCAGGGGGGCAGCAGCAGCUCCAGUCUCUCCGUGGAGUCCAGCGUGGGCGAGUGGCUGCAGAGGCUGGGCCUGGAGCGCUACGAGGAAGGGCUGCUGCACAACGGCUGGGACGACCUGGAGUUCCUCAGUGACAUCACGGAGGAGGACUUGGAGGAGGCGGGAGUUCUCGACCCCGCCCAUAAGAAGAUCCUGCUGGAGAGCCUGAAGCAGCAGCAGAAAUAGUCCUGUCAGCACUGGGCCUUCUGCCCAGGAAUUGCACUGUAGUUCUUUUCAUGAACAAUGUUAAUAUUGAGAAAACCUUUUUUUAAAUCUAUGUCCCUAAAACGUUGUUAUUAAUAUGACCUUUAUUUAAAAUGUGCCCUUUAAUCCAACACCACUACAUGCACCCCCUCUUCAUAUUUUCUGGGGGGUUUAAAAACCAUCUUAUCAGGACUUCUUUAAGGUAAUAAAAUCAGCCUCUGUUUCAGAGAACUGUACCAAAUGCAGAAGACAGACCAUCUCUGUAUUAUUUUCCUGUUUUGUGGGAAAGGGAAAGAUUUUAAACCAAAUUAGCACCAGUGACACACCUUGAGUUUUCUUGCAACCCGAGUAGCGUUAGCUCUCCUGCUUUGUUACUUUCCAUGUGUGGGAGAUGUGAGACUGAAUCUCAGGUGACCUGAUCCUGGCCUGUCUGAAAGCUGAAUGGGCAAAAUCCGCUGAUUGAAGGCCACCUUAUGUCUUCUGUCCUUCUGUCCUUACCCAGCGUAUGUCGUUUGUCUCACAGAAUCUGGGACAUCGCAGAACGCCCGACUAGAAUACAUUGGGCUGAUAUCUUGUGCCCGCUGAUCUAGUCUACCUACCUAACCCAAAUAUAGGGUGCUGAAUCUAAAACACGAUACUGUGUGACCGAGUAUCACUGUGUCAGAUUUAACUGUUUUAAGGAUUAGAAUGAUGUAACUCCAAUAGCUCACAAGUAACUACUUAUAUUUUGAAGAUACGCAGAGGACAGACGGGGACGUUUGAUUAUCUGCAGCUUUACAAUCAAUGGGAACAGUUGUAAUAUGCUUAGGGUGCCAAAUAGAUUGACAAGAUUUGGACAGUCUUUGCUUUAUGGGCUUCAGAUUGUAGGUCUUUAUUCUCCUGGUUCUGCUGUUGUCGAAAACUAUAUUGAGCGAGGUUAAUGCAUGGGCUGAUAAUUGCACCAUGAUAUCCCAGUACACAAUAGGUAAGUAUCUACAUGUAACCAGGGAGAACUACAGGCUCUCUCAGGCUUGUAGUAAAAAAAAAACAUUCUAAGUGUUUCCACUAGAGGGAGCUGCUAGAUUUAAAAUCCAUAGCUGUGAUCUAGAGGGAAAAUCUUGAUACAUCUCCAAAGCAGGAUUGAAAUGUUUGAAUACAUUAUUCGGUAAAGGGAAAUCUACAACACGGCUAAUAAUGAUGUAAUUAGAAAGCAUGACAGUAGGUUCAGCAUUUCAAACACUAUCCUUUUUAUUUUUAUAUUGUGGUCUAUCAAAGAACUUCAUUUUUCUCAGUUUCACCUCUGGGUCAUAUCUCGCCCCAUAUCUCGUCAUAUCUGGGUUGUGCAGUUAGAGACUGGUUACAAGGUCUCCAGAGAAUUGGUCAGGAAUUGCCAAAAAUGAGUGACGUAUCUGACUUUCUUAAAGAAUUCGUUGUUUUUGUUUAGUGGUUAACUAUAUUAGUGAUGUGCAUGUACUGUACAAAGAGAUACAUUUAAAAGUUCCAGAUUUCCCUAAUGUUAUCUGUGAUCCGAAUAAAACCUUUUCAUUUCUUAAUUGGUAGCAGAAAGGUUGUUUGUGUAUUUACCACACACUUAUCAAUGCAGUAAAGAAUAAAUGCAAAUGGCAGAAAAUGAGACUGCCUCACUGGGAGAAAAGCAGCAAAGCGUUAAUACCUCUAAACCUCCUGGAGGUCUCCUGGUGUCCCAUGGCUUUUUUUUCUCUUGUACUGUAUUGUUUGAGUUCUCAGAUGACUGGUACCAGCACCUGUCUAUUUUCUGCACACCUUUAUCAAGUUCUCUUCUUGUCAGGAGACACACUGGAAAUAUUCAUUCUUAAGCCUUACCUCCCUUGUCUCUAAUUCUCUAUGCUGCUGUUUUAUAAAAUAGGAGCACUGUACAAAGUACAUUUAAAUGAAAACAAGAAGGUGUAGACUGUAUUUUGUUCCAUGUGUUUAGAACGUUGUUCACAAAUGAGCCAUCUAUUGAGAUCUGAAAUUUCUGUACUGGUGGAAGUCUCACCUCAGCAGACCUUACAUGUGUUUUCCUUUCUCAGUUGGUGAAUACUGAAAUUAUUACAUUUAUGUGCCUUUCAAAAGGUUGUAUCUGAAAGCCAUUUCAAGUCCUUACAAUGAAGCUGUGUGACAGGCCAUAUCCAUGACAGAAUUUCCUUAAUGACUGACGUGAUCAGUAUUUGGGGCAGUUAAACAGGGAUCUUUGAUGGCAUGACCAUUGGAAGGCUGCAGAACUGCAUGGGUCUCACUGAAAUUUUUGUACCAGGCUUCUCUUUGCUAGGAUUCUAGUCUCAGAUGCUCUCCAUGUCUGACCUCCAUGAGCAGAUGCUUUGUGACACUGCCAGCUCCCUUCAUUAACAUGACUGCUUUGUUGCGAGUCGUGUAAAGAGACAGCCCUUUUUAAACUUGUCUUGUAUCUACAAUAGGAAAACGAUUGAGACCAUUGAUACCUCACACUAAAUAACCGUCCUUACUGAUUCGCUCUUCAAAGCAGUGUCGUAUUCGCCAAGUUAAAUUGGCUUGUGUUUUGUGUUUGUGAUAAAGUUCUGAGGGCAUUUACAUUUUCAUUCUACCUUUGCAAUUCUUCCACGCCUUGGAUGUUUUAUAUUUUAGUUCCUGAUGGUCUUGUACAUAGUUUUCAUUCAUUUUAAUGGAAAAAGAGUGAAGAGUAAAAACCAAGGCUGAAUUCUCCAGUUACUAUUUGAGUACAGAAUCUAUGCAUCACAGUUUUUCUGCCUUUUCUUUUUCCUUGUCAUACUUCUGCCAAUGUCUGUUGCUUUGUAAAUGUGAUGAUGUUCGUGAAAACACAGCUGUCUGAGUAUUUUGUUGGGUCUAGUAUGUUACUUUACCAAAUAUAACAUGUAGUAACAAAAGAUCUGUUUUGCAUUCUGUACAAUAGGCAUUUCCAGAAAUUGGAAAUCAACCACCGCAAUAGCUACCUUUUUUUAAAGCCUCCAACUUCCAAGUGUUUUUUUCUCUUCAUAAAUGUGGCUGUUAUAUAGAAGCAACUAUCUUUUUUUGUCUUAAUUUAAAGUUCUAAUUUCUAAACUUUUAAAUACAUUUCAGACCUUAUUUUGGCUGUGUUGAAAAUGUUUGUAUUUGCUAACUUAGAGAUCUCGUCUUCUUAAAUUAAUAUUUUGGGUUGACUGUAAGCACUCCUUUUUCAACCAAUAAAACUAAGUUUUAACAUUUAA